Penicillium mononematosum is the source of this 1731-nucleotide messenger RNA. It is a transcript of the gene nop58, whose product is annotated as RNA-processing protein NOP58. The transcript has 5 exons. The record is from RefSeq and is a predicted model, not a curated record. Gene Ontology annotation, molecular function: snoRNA binding. NCBI's taxonomy places the organism in Eukaryota, Fungi, Ascomycota, Eurotiomycetes, Eurotiales, Aspergillaceae. The coding region runs from base 79 to 1731 and encodes 550 amino acids. Gene Ontology annotation, cellular component: small-subunit processome; box C/D methylation guide snoRNP complex.
CAGUUCGGUUUAUCGUUCGUUUUGAUUAGUUUCUUCUUUUCUGUUAAUUUUCGAUCCUAAACGCCGUGGCUGCGCACCAUGACGCUUUUCAUCCUUACUGAGACCAGCGCGGGCUAUGCCCUGCUGAAGGCCAAGGACAAGAAGCUCCUCAAGCGUGAUGAUAUCGCCGAGGAGGCCUCGACUGCGGAGGGUGUCUCCAACCUUCUCAAGUUGAAGAGCUUCCAGAAGUUCGACAGCGCUGCCUCAGCUCUGGAGGAGGCUGCCUCCGUUAUGGAGGGCAAGGUCACCCCCCGUCUGGCCUCGCUUCUUGACGGAAUCAAGGAUGAGAAGAAGGUGUCCCUCGCUGUUGCCGACACCAAGCUCGGAAACUCCAUCAGCAAGCUUCCCGGCCUUGACAUCCAACUGAUUGCUGACUCCACUACCAACGACAUCUUCCGUGCCAUCCGUGAGCACCUCACCACCCUCAUUCCCGGUCUUGCCCCCAGUGACAUGUCCACCAUGUCCCUCGUUCUCCCCGACAAGAUCGACACUAUGAUCGUCCAGGCUAUUGGUCUUCUCGAUGAUCUUGACAAGGAGCUGAACACCUACGCUAUGCGUGUCAAGGAAUGGUACGGAUGGCACUUCCCCGAGCUGGCCAAGAUCCUGAAUGACAACAUUGCCUACGCCAAGCUCGUCCUGAAGAUGGGUAUGCGCUCCAACUGGGAGUCCGCUGAUCUUGCUGAGAUUCUGCCCGAGGAGAUCGAGGGUGCCGUCAAGGCUGCUGCCGACCGCUCUAUGGGUACCGAGAUCAGCCCGGAGGAUCUGGAGAACAUCCAGGCUCUCGCUGAGCAGGUUGUUGGUUUCUACGAGUACCGCUCCCAGCUUGCUAGCUACCUCACUUCCCGCAUGAACGCCAUUGCACCCAACCUGACUGCCCUUGUCGGUGAUCUUGUUGGUGCCCGUCUUAUUGCCCACGCUGGCUCCCUUACCAGCUUGUCCAAGAGCCCCGCCAGUACCAUCCAGAUUCUGGGUGCCGAGAAGGCCCUUUUCCGUGCCCUCAAGACUAAGCACGACACUCCCAAGCCACCGGCCGCAACAGAGGGCAAGAUGGCCCGUAUCCUCGCCGCCAAGGCCUCUCUGGGUAUCCGUGUCGACUCCCUCGCCGAGUGGGGUGACGAUGUCACUGAGGAGGACAAGGCUGCUCUCGGUACUGAGGCUCGCUUCAACCUUGAGCGCAAGCUUGCUGGUAUGGAGGGCAAGCCCAUUAAGCCCCGUGGUGUGGCCAUUGCCCCCAACGGUGCUCAGGCCGAGAAGUUCGACUUGAAGGAAGCCCGCAAGUACAACCCUGAUGCCGAUGCCCUUGCCUCCGAGGAGCCUGCCACUGCUCAGAAGUCUAAGAAGGAGAAGAAGAAGCUUGUCGAGGAGGUUGAGGAUGAGGAGAUGGCUGAUGCCGACUCUGAUGAGGCUGAGGAUUCCGAGUCCGAGGAUGAAGCUCCCAAGAAGAAGUCUAAGAAGAGCGACAUUGAGGAAUUGGCUGCUAAGGCUGGUCUCAGCGUUAAGCGAUACGAGCGGAAGCUCGAGCGUGGCGAGAUCACUUUCGACAAAGACGGCAACCCCACUUCAAUUAGCAAGAAGGACUUGAAGAAGUCCAAGAAGGAAGCCAAGAAAGCCAGCAAGGACGACGGCAAGAAGCGCAAGCGUUCCGAAGACGACGAUGAGAAGAAGAAGAAGAAGAAGUCCAAGGGAGAGUAA